AUGUCCACACUUUCGGAAAGAACCAAACGUUCAGCGAUUCUUGCAAGAAUAGACGUUCCAAAACUGCGACAUGUUGUGAAAGACAAAGAGCAAUCGAUUAUGAUUAGGGGAGAGAAAUCAAAAACGAUAAUCAAAAUAUUGGAAAUUCCGAGACUGAGAUUUAGAAGAAUGUGGAAAAUGAAUAUUGGGAAUUUCGAAAUUCCGACAAAAAUCAGUGUAAAAGAAGGUAAAAAACCAUCUGACCCGGAAUACUGCUUGCUAAAAGUGACACAAAUCGACGAAAACUUUUUGGUAGGAUUCAAUCUCUAUUUAAAAACGCUAUUUCGUUUGAAAGAGUCAACUAAACUGAGAAUGGAAUUUAUUAAAUCCGCUGUUACAACUCCAAUGUUUGGGAAUGUGAAUGAGGUUUCGUUGUCCGGGGAAACACUGACGAUGGAGGAUUUGAAUUCGUUUCUAACUCUUUAUCCAAAUUUGGACGUUUUGAAGAUUAAACAAUCAGUUGAUGGAAAAUUGAACAAAAAAUCAAAAAUACUAGAGGUCAAAAAUGUUUGGUUAUCAAAUGCCGGACAAUUUGGAAUGAAUCUUCUUACAAAAUUCACUGGUCAAAAUAUCUAUUUAAAUAAAGUGGAUUUGGUGGAAUCGGGUAUUAAUAAAAUUAUCAGAAAAUGGAUAAACAAUGAAGGAUAUCAAAACUUGGUCUCGGUUCAUGCUACAAUGGAUUUUUCCUCUGAAAGAUUCAUUCAAACAGAUCAAGUAUUCAACAAAUUGCCUGUCGAAUGGUUUAAUCCAAGAGAACGACAAGAACAUGUUGAAUACACUACGAAAAUUCGUGUAAAAGGUAAUUCAUCUAACAGGGAAUACUGCUUGGUAAAAGUGACACAAAUCGACGAAAGGUUCUUGGCAGCAUUCAAUCUCUAUUUAAAAACGCUAUUUCGUUUGAAAGAGUCAACUAAACUGAGAAUGGAAUUUAUUAAAUCCUCUGUGAGAACUCCAAUGUUUGGAAAUGUGAAUGAGGUUUCGUUGUCCGGGGAAUCAUUGACGAUGGAUGAUUUGGAUUCGUUUCUAACUCUCUAUUCAAAUUUGGACGUUUUGAAGAUUCAACAAUCAGUUAAUGGAGAAUUGAACGAAAGAUCAAGAAUACUAGCUGUCAAAAAUGUUUUGUUAUCAGAUCCCGGACCGUUUGGAAUGAAUCUUCUCACGAAAUUCACUGGUCAAAAUAUCUGUUUAUGUAAAGUGGAUUUGGUGGAAUCGGUGGAAUCGGAUCUCAACGAACUUAUCAGAAAAUGGAUGAACGGUGAAGGAUAUCAAAACUUAGUCUCGAUUUUUGUUGAAAUGAAUUUUCUUUCUGGAAGAUUCAUUCAAACCGAUCAAGUGUUCAACCAAUUGCCUGUCGAAUGGUUUGAUACAACGCAUCGACCAAAAUAUACCACGAGGUAA
This is a messenger RNA of Caenorhabditis remanei, 1437 nucleotides long. RefSeq lists its product as uncharacterized. Lineage: Eukaryota; Metazoa; Nematoda; Chromadorea; Rhabditida; Rhabditidae. The coding region runs from base 1 to 1437 and encodes 478 amino acids. The transcript is spliced from 3 exons. The record is from RefSeq and is a predicted model, not a curated record.